Messenger RNA from Arachis stenosperma, 792 nucleotides. RefSeq lists its product as uncharacterized. The transcript has a single exon. The record is from RefSeq and is a predicted model, not a curated record. Lineage: Eukaryota; Viridiplantae; Streptophyta; Magnoliopsida; Fabales; Fabaceae. Bases 31 to 615 code for a protein of 194 amino acids.
AGAUCUCUCUACUAGAAACUAAACAAAAAGAUGGGAAAGGGUCUUCUUUAUCAACAACAACACUACGGUGACAAUGGCAUGUGGAUGGACACCCAGGCUCAACAGCAACAGAGCUAUGCCUUCCAUGAAGAAUCUUGGGGAGGUGGUUCCGAUAACGGUUACCACAAGAAUCAUUUCCCAUCAUCAGGUAUGCCCAUGAAGCCACAUGGCGCUUUUCCCGCCAUGGAUUACCAUGGUGGUGGAGCAAGCAGGCCCGGCUUCUUCGGCGGCGCCAAGAAGCAUGGCUUUGGAGACACUCAUCAUCAUAACACGUUUUCGCACGGCGGUGGUGGCCACAAGUUCAAUCCCCAUGGUGGCCAUCACGGCGGCUAUUACUCUGAAGAGACAGAGUACGAAGAAGCCGCCUAUAGCGAGGAGCAUCACGGCGGUGGAGGCAGCAUGCAGAUGCAUAAGAUGGACGAGCAUCGCAAUAAUUGGAACAACCAUGGACAUGGCUUUAACAACCACGGCAGUCCAUAUUAUCAAAACCACCAUAUGAACAUGGACGGUUGGAAUCCUCAUCAUCAUCAUGGUGGCGGCUCAUACAAGGCUGACUGGACAGCAAAGGGUGUCUAAUAUAUUCCUCCGAUCCAACGUGGCAAUAUAUGUGCGCGCACGUGGGUGUGCGUGUACUAGCUACCUCUUUCAUGACUACUUGCUUGUUGCUCUUCUUCUUCGUAACCUAUCCACCCAAUGGUGUAAUAAAAUAUGUGUGUGCUCUCUUAUAAUAAAACGUAAUAAGGUUUCCCUCCA